CAGUGGGAGAGGGAGGGGAGACAGCAGCGCAGCAGCGGGCAAACCACCAGGCUCACAAACCCAGAAAAAUAGGCGAACUUAGCUGGUAUACGCAAGAUUGUUUUAAACUUAGCUUAAAGACAUGUUUUUUCAUAGAAGAAUAUAACGCUGCGAGGAUCCGGGCUACAACGCUGGGUUGUUUUUGGAGCCCACGCGAGACGACUGGAAACUCAGGAGGAAAGAAAACAACAACACUGGAAAAAGGACGGGGAUUACACACAACAGUGACAAUAAAACAACACUCCCCGACAAGUGGUCUCUGUGGUGCGGAGGGUGAAAUCCGGACACAAGGACAACUAUUUGUAUGUUUGUUGAUUCACAUUUUGUUCGGGACGUUUCAGUUGUUCGUUUCCAAAUUGCGUUUCUGCGUGAACUUUAAACUCAGGAAACAAUGAAGACAUAGCAAGUAAGAACUCAUCAAGUGUUUCGACGCGGCUAGCCAUCCCGCUAGCAUUAGCGUGGCUAUCGCGCAGCGAGCGAAUGCGAGGCAAAGCUAACGCCCGCUAGUGCAGCUAAGUAAGCUAAGUUAGCUUAUCGGCUAACGUUAGCUGGCUAGCUAAACGCGUUUUCUUUCGGGGAAAAAACUUUUAGUGUUGUUUUCCUGGAGCCCAAACACUGAAGGAGUGUUGUAAGAACAGAGGGGAAGGGCAGGUUCCCUUCUGGACUUUUUCCCCUCUACGUAUUUCCCCAAUAUGAUGGCAGCGGAGGUCAGUAGUGAGGAUACGGGCUCGGUCACGAUAGGGACAGGGGUGGAAGGCGGAGGAGGCCCGGAGACGGCCCCUUUCCCCUACUAUCCCAAGCCGAGCGGAGUGCGAGUCACUGAUUUGGGGCAAGGACCUGCACCGAACCUCCGCCAACCUCAGAACACAUCACCGGACUCACUGCCGGACAUGAGCAUGAUCUAUCCCGUGUCUAGUGGGGAUGUGGCCGGGCCAGUGUUGACCACACAAGGGAGUGGCGGACUAGGAGGUGGACAUUCGGGUUUCCAAGGAACAAGCUCAGGGACCGUGGGCGACAUGUGCUGCUCUCCCAUUUCAGAGAGUCCAGCUAGCCGGAUUUCACCCACAUCGGCCGGCCAGGAUGGGCCCACUGUCUUUCCACCUCUGCCACCACCUCCUCCCCCUCCUCCAGGCGGCGGCGGCGGCGCUAUGGAUGAAAGCGACAUGCAGGAUGGACCGGAAUACGAGGAAGAAGAGGUGGUGUUUCCCCUCUCUGCACCUCCCACCAACCAGUGGUACCAUGGCAAGCUAGACCGAACCAUUGCUGAGGAGCGGCUGCGCCAGGCCCGGACCCCUGGCAGCUACCUCAUCAGGGAGAGUGACCGCCGGCCCGGUUCCUUUGUCCUGUCUUUCCUCAGCAUGACCAACGUGGUCAACCACUUCAGGAUCAUCGCCAUGUGUGGGGACUAUUACAUUGGUGGCCGGCGGUUCUCUUCUCUAUCAGACCUAAUUGGUUACUACAGUUACGUGUCUUGCCUGCUAAAAGGAGAGAAAUUACUAUCCCCUGUGGCGCCCCCGGAGCCCGUUGAAGACAGGAGGAGAGUCAGGGCCAUACUUCCUUACACCAAAGUGCCAGAUACUGACGAGAUCAGCUUCCUAAAAGGGGACAUGUUUAUUGUUCACAAUGAACUGGACGACGGCUGGAUGUGGGUGACCAACGUUCGCACGGAGGAGCAGGGUCUCAUUGUGGAGGAUCUGGUGGAGGAGGUGGGGCGAGAGGAGGAUCCACAUGAGGGAAAAAUCUGGUAUCAUGGAAAGAUCACCAAGCAAGAAGCCUACAACCUGCUGAUGACAGUUGGGCAGGUGGGCAGUUUUCUCGUCCGGCCGUCGGACAACACGCCCGGGGACUACUCGCUCUUUUUUCGCACCAAUGAAAACAUCCAAAGGUUUAAGAUCUCCCCCACCCCCAACAACCAGUACAUGAUGGGAGGGAGGUACUACAACAGUGUUGAUGACAUCAUCGACCAUUACAAGAAAGAACAAAUUGUCGAGGGCUACACCUUAAAAGAACCAGUUUCAGUGCAGCACCAGGAACAAGUAUUGCCUGAUACAGUGGACGGGAGAGAGAUUUAUAACACUAUAAGACGGAAAACAAAAGACGCGUUCUACAAAAACAUUGUAAAGAAAGGCUACCUCCUGUUCAAUAAAGGUAAAGGCAAACGGUGGAAAAACCUUUACUUCAUCCUGGAGGGCAAUGACGCCCAGCUCAUCUAUUUCGAGAGCGAGAAGAGAGCCACCAAACCAAAGGGGCUGAUCGACCUAAGUGUGUGCUCCGUGUAUGGCGUGCACGACAGUCUUUUUGGCAGGCCAAACUGUUUCCAGAUUGUUGUCCAGCACUUUAGCGAGGAGCAGUACAUAUUCUACUUUGCAGGAGAAGUUCCAGAGCAGGCACAGGAUUGGAUGAAAUGCCUUCAAAAUUUCUGCAGUAACCUAAGGAAAACCACUCAGCCCACAACCAACAAGAGGCUCAGACAGGUGAGCAGCCUGGUUUUGUACGUGGAGGAGGCCCACAAGCUGCCGGUGAAGUAUUUCACCAACCCUUACUGUAACAUCUACCUGAACAGCGUCCAAGUGGCCAAGACGCAUCCCAGAGAGGGCCAGAAACCCGUCUUCACAGAGGAGUUCAUCUUCGACGACUUGUCGAGUGAAAUCAACCGAUUUGAAAUCAGCCUGAGCAACAAAACAAAAAAGAGCAAAGAAAGUGACAUCUUGUUUAUGCGCUGCCAGCUGAGCCGUUUGCAAAAGGGCCAGAUGAUUGAUGAGUGGUUCCCUCUCAGCUCCCACGUUCCCCUGAAGGGCAUCGAGCCGGGCUCCUUGCGCGUGCGCGCCCGCUACUCCAUGGAGAAGAUCAUGCCUGAAGAGGAGUACAGCGAAUUCAAAGAGAUGAUCGUGCAGAAGGAGUUCUAUGUCAUUUACGCACUGGCCCACGUGUGCGGUCAGGACCGCACCUUACUGGCAAGUCUCCUCCUGCGGAUCUUCAGACACGAGAAGGCGGAGGCUCCUUUACUCAGGACACUCAACGACCGGGAGAUCAACAUGGAAGAUGAGGCCACGACUUUGUUCAGAGCCACCACGCUGGCCAGCACCCUGAUGGAGCAGUACAUGAAGGCCACGGCCACACCGUUCGUCCACCACGCUCUCAAAGACACCAUCCUCAAGAUCAUGGAGAGCAAACAGUCCUGUGAGCUGAACCCUUCCAAACUGGAAAAGAACGAGGACGUGAACUUGAACCUGGCACACCUCCUCAACAUCCUGUCCGAGCUGGUGGAGAAGAUUUUCAUGGCCGCUGAGAUUUUACCGCCGACACUGAGGUUCAUCUACGGCUGUCUGCAGAAGUCCGUGCAGCAGAAAUGGCCCACAAACACCACGAUGCGGACGAGAGUUGUGAGUGGCUUUGUCUUCCUGAGACUGAUCUGUCCUGCCAUCCUCAACCCCAGAAUGUUCAACAUCAUCGCCGACCCUCCGUCUUCAACAGCGGGCAGGACCCUCACACUGGUGGCCAAGUCUGUCCAGAACCUCGCCAACUUGGUCGAAUUUGGUGCUAAGGAACCCUACAUGGAGGGUGUGAACCCUUUCAUCAAAAACAACAAACACAGAAUGAUAAUGUUUCUGGAUGAGUUAGGGAAUGUUCCCGACCUCCCCGAAGCCACAGAGCACUUUAGGACAGAUUUGUCCAGGGACCUGGCUGCGCUACAUGAGAUCUGUGCCACACACUCGGAUGAGCUCCGGACGCUGAGCAACGACAGAGGAGUGCAGCAGCAUGUGUUGAAAAAGCUGCUGGCCAUCACAGAGCUCCUCCAGCAGAAGCAGGCUCAGUACGCCAUGUCCAACAGCAACAGGACAGAGUGCACCAUCAUGUCUCUGGCCGCCGCCAUCCAAGUUAUGUGAGUUGUACGGGAUCUCCACCACGAGAGAAAACUGUGGCAGUCGAGACCACACAGUCGGCCAAAGUGAAGGGAGGCCUCGUCCCGUUUGGCGCACGACCCGAAGACUCGAGUCUUGAUUGUAUUUAUAAAAGCAUGUGGCCAAGAUUCCUGGCAGUUCCAACAAGAAAAUGGCUGUUCUCCGUGGGAAACCACCUGCUGCAUAUCUGAAUACUGUCCUUCCAAAGCCCUUCCCGAGAACUGAUAAAAGCCUUGUCAUAUAUAUGUACGUGAGGACCUGAGAUACAGUGAACUGCUUCUGAAGGCUGCAUGGAGCUCAGCCACUGCUCUCCUUGGACAAGACUUGUGGGC
Solea senegalensis (Senegalese sole) is the source of this 4273-nucleotide messenger RNA. It is a transcript of the gene rasa1a, whose product is annotated as RAS p21 protein activator (GTPase activating protein) 1a. Bases 732 to 3926 code for a protein of 1064 amino acids. The record is from RefSeq and is a predicted model, not a curated record. Lineage: Eukaryota; Metazoa; Chordata; Actinopteri; Pleuronectiformes; Soleidae. The transcript is spliced from 26 exons. Gene Ontology annotation, biological process: regulation of GTPase activity. Gene Ontology annotation, molecular function: protein binding.